Molecule: messenger RNA, 5166 nt
Organism: Achroia grisella
Lineage: Eukaryota; Metazoa; Arthropoda; Insecta; Lepidoptera; Pyralidae
Product: zinc finger protein ZFP2-like
Exons: 22
Coding region: 310-2700 (796 amino acids)
Biological process (GO): regulation of cytokine production; negative regulation of transcription by RNA polymerase II; regulation of immune system process
Cellular component (GO): nucleus
Molecular function (GO): DNA-binding transcription activator activity, RNA polymerase II-specific; RNA polymerase II cis-regulatory region sequence-specific DNA binding
Source: RefSeq, a predicted model, not a curated record
GCUUCUAUGCGCACGAACGAACGCGCAGAACAAUGAGGUAGCAGCCAUUUUAUGUCGGUGUCUAAGAAAAACAUAAUUCGAAUGGCCAAUCUUAAUGAAAUUGUGUAAUUAGUGCUAUAUUUUAUGUGUUACUCUACACGCUGCUAGAAUUAGGUGUUCCAUUAUCUAUGUGGCACAAGCUGAAAAUGGGGGUGAAUCAAACAGUCCGCCAUUAGUUUCCCGGCACACUGGGGCGUGGGCGUCGGGGGUGUGGCGCGGGGCGUGGGGGUCCCCGUGCCGCCCCCCGGCGACCUACUCGCCACUAUAUCCAUGUUCGAACAACAGAUCAAAGCUGAACCAAUGAGUUUCUACUCAUCCCAUCAACAUAUACACUCCGGUCCCCCAACAAUAGUUCGAUCAGAUUCCAACCAUCCUAUCAUCAAUAUGAACCAACAUCAUCCUGUACACCAAGAAGACUCGAAGGAUAGCCUGAUAGUACAACAUCAAGUACAACACCACCAGCAAGAACUUAUGGAACAACAUCAACAACAAGAAAUGCAACAAGAUGAUGAUUUAAGCUUCAAAGGAAUGGAGGAUGAAGGUGUAGAGAUGGAUAUGGAUGGGCGACAAUGUUCUCAGGGUAUGGGUGUAGAUUUAGGAUCAGUUCAAACUAAAAUGGAAGUUGCAAACGGCCAAGGGGCACCGCGGUCUAAACCUCAAGCCUGUAAGGUUUGUGGAAAAGUACUAUCGUCAGCUUCAUCUUAUUAUGUCCAUAUGAAACUCCACUCUGGCAACAAACCAUUUCAGUGUACUGUAUGUGACGCAGCAUUCUGCCGCAAGCCAUAUCUAGAAGUGCACAUGCGUACACACACAGGGGAGCGACCGUUCCAGUGUGACUUGUGUCUUAAGCGAUUCACACAAAAGUCCAGCCUGAAUACGCACAAGCGCGUUCAUACAGAUGAGCACAUGCACGCGUUGUUGGUGAAGGAGCGGCCCUACAAGUGUGAACUCUGUCAGUUGCGGUUCACGCAGAGCUCCAGCCUCAACAGACACAAGAAAAUACACACGGAGGAACACAAACGCGCGCUGCUGGCUAAGGAACGGAACUACCAAUGCGGCGUCUGCUUUAUGAGAUUCACACAGAGAUCAAGUUUGGGCCGGCACGAAAAAAUACAUACCGAGGAGCACAGACGAGCCCUGUUAGAGAAAGUGCGGCCGUACCAGUGCCACAUCUGUUUUAUGCGCUUCACUCAGAAGUCCAGCCUGGGCCGACAUGGGAAAAUACACACUGAGGAGCACAUCCAAUCGCUGAUCAACAAAGUGCGCCCCUAUCAAUGCGACAUCUGUGACAAGCGGUUCACUCAGAAGUCAAGCCUUGGCACUCAUAAACGUAUACAUACUGGGGAGCGGCCGUUCCAGUGCACCGUCUGCCUCAAGUCCUUCACGCAGAAGUGCGCGCUCAAUUUGCACGAAAAAAUACAUACGGUGCAAGGCCGUCCAUUCACGUGCGGGCAAUGCCCGGCGGCGUUCGCCCGCCGCCCCUACCUGGACAUUCACAUGCGCACGCAUACAGGCGAGCGGCCCUAUCAGUGCGACGUGUGUUUCAAGCGCUUCACGCAGAAGUCCAGCCUCAAUAUACAUAAGAGGACGCACACAGUCCAGGGGAGACCGUUCCAGUGCCUGUCGUGCCCCGCUGCCUUCACCUGCAAGCAAUACCUGGAGAUACACACGCGCACCCACACCGGCGAGCGUCCCUAUCAAUGUGACAUCUGCCUGAAGCGCUUCACACAGAAAUCCAGUCUGAACAUACACAAGCGGACGCACUCAGUGCAGGGGCGGCCGUUCCAGUGCUUGCAGUGCCCGGCCGCCUUCACCUGCAAGCAGUAUCUAGAGAUACACAACCGCACUCACACCGGCGAGCGACCCUACCAGUGUGACGUAUGCCUCAAGAGAUUCGCGCAAAAAUCUACACUCAAUAUACACAAACGAACGCACACAGUGCAAGGGCGGCCGUAUCAGUGCAUGGAGUGUCCGGCAGCGUUCACUUGCAAGCCGUACCUGGAGAUACACAUGCGCACGCACACAGGCGAGCGACCGUUCGAGUGCGACGUCUGUUACAAACGCUUCACGCAGAAGUCCACACUCAAUAUUCACAAGCGAAUACAUACCGGAGAACGCCCGUACGCUUGCGAUAUUUGUCAGAAACGAUUCGCGGUGAAAAGCUAUGUAACCGCUCAUAGAUGGUCUCAUGUGGCGGAUAAACCGCUGAACUGCGAUCGGUGCUCAAUGACGUUCACCUCAAAGUCGCAGUUCGCGCUGCACAUCCGUACACAUUCUGCUGGCUCCUGCUACGAGUGUAGUGUCUGCGGACGUACAUUCGUCAGGGACAGCUAUCUCAUAAGACAUCAUAACCGCGUGCACCGUGAAAAUCAUAGCAACGUGUCAGCGAAUAGCAUUGGAACUAUUAACAGUGUCGCCACCAACACGAACAACUCGAAUAACAGUAACUACGAAUCGCCCGGCGUUUGUGACUUAAGUUUUGUUCCACACAUGGUCAAUCGCUAUAUGACUUCGCAAGGUACACAGGUGUCAAUGCAGGACACUCAAAGCAAAAUGUCAGCAAUGUCGCCCCAGUCUAUAGCAUCGAUAUCAUCACCCCCACCACCCCACACCCCCACACCACAGCCCCAGAUGUCAGGACAAAUGCAUCUUACAGACUGAUCGCUGAUAUAGCUCUCGGUUGACAAGCGAGCAGCCAGAGUGCAAUAUUUUAAGUAUGGCAGCCAUCAACAAGAGCAGCUAUUUACAAGUUAUUAAUGAAAUGAAUGAUAUACAAGAGAAACGGGAGACUGCUAACUCCUUACUACGAAUGGUCAGCAUGGACUAAUGCACAGAUUAUAUUUUAUUUUGAGUUAUUUAUUUAUAUUUACUGUUGGUUGAGUUGGUCGACUGUGACACGCGCGUCGAUCGUCGAGACGAGAAGAGAUAGAUAGAGGAAGCCGUGUGCAGGGAUAUUAUAAAGGAUGAGCAUCGAGUUGGUUUCGUUCCGCUUGUGGAAUCCCUCGGUAACAUCAGGUGGACAUCACAAGGAGAAGGAGGAAGUAGUGAGUAGUCAAGUAGCGGUACCGCCUAUGAUAUGCAUUGUGAUUUUUACCCACAACUGUGAUUUAUCUAUACCAUCACAUAAUUAUAUUAAUUGACGUGGUGGCGUUCAUAAAUCAAUACUUAAACUCUCAUCAUUUUAGAUUGUAGGCCUAAAAUUUUUGAUCUCAUAUUCUAAUUUGCUUAGUGAUAACUUUGGAAUCGUGAAUGGUAAAUCUCCAAACUAUGAAAUUCUAAAUUGAAUGUUCAUAACAUAACUCGCUUGUCAUACAUUCUCAUUAGUGGUAGUAAAAUGUAACAAUAUCUUAUUGCGAUGCUUUAACUUAGAAUUUGUCAGUGUAUAAUUAUGGAGUUCAAUAAUUUUAUAGAACUGUUACCAAUGAGAGGUAAAGUAUUUUGAUCGCUGAGAAUUUUUAGGGACUCUAACCUCAAUAUUAAUCCAUAAGAAUGCUUUAAAGUAAUAUUCAGGUUCAUAUAAAAUAAAUAAUUAUUAAUAAAUAAGUACAAAUAAAGCCAUAAUUUGCAGAGUCCUCAGAGGCAAUAUUGAAAAGCUUCACAAAAUUAAUAAAGUUUAAUAUGAUGUUUAUUGGAGAAAUCCAGAGAAGUGCCUGUUGCAACAUAAAAUUGGCAAUAUUUUUUAAUCGUAUUGCGUUCAGAAUAAACUUAUGUUCAGUGUUCAAUGUGGCCACCGAGUGGGCGGCCGGCCGCAGGCAAUAAGUGAUAGUUCGAGCGCCGUCCGUGCGGCCGCAUGCAGCGUAUCAUUUGUGAAGCUUCUUACUAAAACUUUGUGUGCCUUCUAGCGGAUAGCGACAUUAGGCAAUAUCAAUCAUAACACCAUUAAAAACUUCAUUAUUUUUUCUAAUAUUCCAUAUAAAUGUUCAUGUUAGUGUACUCUCAUGUAUAACAUCGUAUAAUACAGUAUGUAAUGAUUACCAUUUCGGAUAUUACAGUUUGCGUUCUAUACGUUUUUUUGUGGAAUGCAAACUGUCGUCUCUUUUACUGUUUUCGAAUAAUAGUAAUUAUGUAUAGUGAUAUAGUGCAGUAGUCUUCCAAUACCUGAGACAGAGUGGUUUGUGCACUGGAGUGCAGCUAAUGUGUCCGCUGCGGGGGUUCCUUAUGGUUUGCCAUUAUUGAUAUCAAAGAUAGAUUGGUGCCAUUUCUAUGUAAUGAUGUGGUAGAGUAAGUUUAGUUAAGUCUGCAGGUCAGGGUAGAAUUGGAAAUAAAAUAUUGUAAGGGGAAUCGUCUUCGUAUUAUAUGUUACGUGUCAUAAACGUCAUUUCUGUUAUAUUCUAUAUUUUCUCCAUUACAAAUCAUACAUUAUUUUAUUUCCAUAUUGUGUGUGUCCAUGUGCUGGGUCAGGAAUUGUAAAUAUUGGUAGGGUUUAUUUAUUCAAGUAUAUAUAUUUAUAUAUCAAAAAGAGAAUACAAUUCAAUAUUAUAAUAGGAAUGUUUUGUAGAAUGGUCUCACUCUACAAUCUAAUAAUAAAGAUAUCGAACUGAGAGCAUAAUUGGAAUAAAUGUUAGAGUAUAUAGUACAGAACUAUACUUUGGGUACUAUUUACUAUAAAAAAAUCUAAAUUUCUUUGUAGAUGUACAUACGUAUACAUAUAAUAAUAUAUACAUAUGAAUGUUGUUUGAUAGUCCUCAAUAUUUUUUUAUAUUUUGAUAGUUCUGUAUUUGAAAGAAACACGAAAAAAUAGGCCAAUGUCUCAUUUAUCAUUUUUAAUAAAUAAAUAAAAUAUGUACACGAUAAUUUAAGAUAAAUAGUAAUUAUGAUGUAUGCAUUUAGUUGCCCAGAAAAGUUAGGAGUAAUAUCUUUACGCGUUUUUUUCAAAUUCUUAAAUUUUAGUAGGAUUUUUACCAAGCCAUUGAUAACAGUAUUAUUUAGACAAACUAGAACUUGGGUUUAAAGUAGUAUAAAUCUUUCAGCUACCAUUAUGAAAAAAAAUUAUCACCAUUAAAUUUUAAAAUAAUAAUUUAUCAAUAAUAGUUUGUAACAACAUUGGUAUGCACCACUUUACAGGUGCUUUCCUCUGUUGAUACCAUGUAUUAUCCAUAGAUAUUAUGAAUGAAAUAGAAACACCAA